Cariama cristata (Red-legged seriema) is the source of this 1230-nucleotide messenger RNA. It is a transcript of the gene MARVELD2, whose product is annotated as MARVEL domain containing 2. The annotation marks the transcript as partial. Gene Ontology annotation, biological process: bicellular tight junction assembly. Gene Ontology annotation, cellular component: cytoplasmic vesicle; bicellular tight junction; apical plasma membrane. The transcript is spliced from 6 exons. Lineage: Eukaryota; Metazoa; Chordata; Aves; Cariamiformes; Cariamidae. The record is from RefSeq and is a predicted model, not a curated record.
GGAUCGGGCGGCAGCUACAACUCGCGGAAGGAGGCCGAAGCCAUGCUGCCCGGGGACCCCUUCGGGUCGGUGGGGCGCCGCGCUGCCACCGGCCAGACGUACAGCGAGCGCGUGGAGGCCUACCACCAGCGGUACGCCUACAUGAAGUCCUGGGCCGGCCUGCUCAGGAUCCUCUGCGUGGCGGAGCUGCUGCUGGGCGCCGCCGUCUUCGCCUGCGUCACGGCCUACGUGCACAAGGAUAACGAGUGGUACAACAUGUUCGGGUACUCGCAGCCCUACGGCUACGGGGCCAGCAGCGCCUACGGAGGCUACUCCUACAGUGGACCCAAAACGCCUUUCAUCCUGGUGGUGGCGGGGAUGGCGUGGAUAGUCACAAUCGUGCUCCUGGUGCUGGGCAUGUCGAUGUACUACCGGACUAUUCUCCUCGACUCCAACUGGUGGCCUCUGACUGAGUUCGGAAUUAAUGUGGCCUUGUUCUUUCUGUACAUGUCGGCUGCCAUAGUGUAUGUAAACGAUACGAACCGAGGUGGGCUCUGCUAUUACCAGUUGUUUAAGACGCCGAUAAAUGCAUCCUUUUGCCGUGUAGAGGGAGGUCAGACAGCGGCAAUCAUCUUCUUGUUUGUCACGGUGAUCAUCUAUCUAAUCAGUGCAGUGGUUUCUCUAAAGUUAUGGAGGCAUGAAGGAGCUAGGAGGCACAGAGAAUUAAUGGAACAGGAGAUGAAAACACAGUCCUCCUUUCCAGAAAAGAAGCAGUAUGAAAGUGAUGACAGACCCAGAGAAGAGGUCGCUUACAGGCAGCUUAAAUCAGUGGAAGGAAAACCAGAACUACUUAAUGGUCAUAUACCCGCAGGCCACAUUCCUAAACCUAUAGUGAUGCCAGACUACUUAGCGAAAUACCCAGCAAUUCAAACAAAUGAAAUGAGAGACCGGUACAAAGCAGUAUUCAAUGAUCAGUUUGCUGAGUAUAAAGAACUGUCUGUGGAAGUUCAUGCUGUAUUAAAAAAGUUUGAUGAACUGGAUGCAUUGCUGAGACAGCUUCCUCACCAUCCUGAAAACAUAUAUGAACAGGAAAGGAUAUCAAAAGUUCUGCAAGAAUACAAGAAGAAGAAAAACGAUCCUGCAUUUCUGGAGAAAAAGGAGCGUUGUGAAUACCUAAAGAAUAAGCUUUCUCACAUAAAACAACGAAUUCAGGACUAUGAUAAAGUUAUGAAUUGGAAUGUAGAGACCUAG